AUGGCUGAUCAAGCGGAAGGGUCUUCCACGGUGGUUAGGAAUCUGUUCGGAAGCUUGCAGCUGGAGAGUGGGGUUGAGUCGGAUGUUGACCUGGACUUCCCAAGGCCACUUCUGACGGGGGAGGACGACAUCGGGCUGCAGAGGAGAGGGGUGGAGAGGCUGAUGCUCAAGAGCCCUGCUCUCAAACACCAACUGGCCGGGCGGAAGCUUACUGAAUACCGCCCUCUUCUUGUCUGGGACAAUACCCAUACCCUCAUUCCUAUCAAGGCGGCGUUCAUGUCGCAGAAAGAUUGGGUCCUGCACAGUCAACUGGACCUGAAUUACAUGGCAGAGCUGCCGGUGUGGUCCUUGAACCUGACUAAAGGAGGAUGGUACGAUGAUGAUGGGGGUUCAUGUUUCCCCGUGUCUCCAGCGUUUGUGGAAGACGGCUUCGCCUGCGUGUAUGCGCUCUCCAACGCCCACGUCACUUAUCGGGUGGAGCAGGCAAGCAACUCCGGGUACGUCUCGGCCGGUUUGCUCGCCGGCGAGGAUGCCAAGAGCGGCGGGUGGCCGUUUGUUAUCGAGCUUCAUGGGGAGGAGGACACAGGAGCGUACCCCACCAUCGACCCCUCCACGACAAGCCCCCCUCCUUCCCCCGAGAAGCAAACCCGAAGCCGGUUUCACCCCCCCAGCUCAUGCCCCCCCGACGAGGCUUUCACAGAUGUCCAGCUGAUAAGGGUGCUGCUUGGGCCGGCCUCUGAGAUUGGGAAGUUCCAGAACCUGCGCUACUUGGUCCCCAGCUCAAGGCCGUCAGCGGGCCUCGCACACAAACUGGACGUUGCGGUGGGCCACUUCCCGGGUGGGGCGACACUCGACAAUGUGCAAAGUCUCCUGGGCCAGAGACUGACCCCCCUGGAGCGCGCGGCGCACGUGCUUUGGCUUAAUGAGAACUGCCUCAAGCCGCUGCGGAAGUCCAUGAGCUUUGGGGAGCUCAUCUCGACCAACUCACAGACUGUCAAGCAUACGGCAUCCACCGCGUACGGAAGCAGCGGCGGCCCCGGGAUGGCUCUGACCAAAGAAGACGGCCAGCCUGAGGGGUGCCCGUGCGCGUUCGAAUUCGUGCACGCAGCUUGGGGUGCAGAUACGAGAGAGCGGUCCUACAACAGGGGUGUUAGUAAGGACGCCCCGUUCCUAGUGUGCACCCUCGCGGACAAGAUCAUCCCCAAGUUUGCUGGUCAUCAAUUUGCUGACAGGCGGCAAGAGCAAUCUAUCCGGGGGUGGGUAAAGCUCAAUCGACCAAUAAUCGAGCAAGCGCACCUGUGGGCCAAGGUGGUCGCGGCCGGAUUUGGGUGA
Molecule: messenger RNA, 1332 nt
Organism: Klebsormidium nitens
Lineage: Eukaryota; Viridiplantae; Streptophyta; Klebsormidiophyceae; Klebsormidiales; Klebsormidiaceae
Source: the annotation of a GenBank genome assembly